AUGUUUGAGGAGCUGGUUCAGACUCCGGUCCGGGUGCCGCGAACCAAGCCAGAUGUUAAGCCAGUCGAAGAUCCAGUCACUCCCUUGACGAGAAGGAUAUCUGAGAUACACCUUCACGAGUCCCCUAAGCAGACGUCCAAGCUCCAUUGGGCUCCUAAGAAAGAUGCAUCCAUUGUGGUGGACGAGGCCGAGGUCCUUGAUUUCACUGAGCUCAAGGUGGAUUCGCCCCUCAGCCGAAAGACGACGCCUAUCCCAGAAGAGGUCCCAGCAAAGCAGAUUCCUAUAUUAAAAGACAAAGUAAAGAUACAAAGAAGAGAUGAACUCGAACAAAAGAAAGCAAAACCGACAACGAGAACGACCAGGUCAAGCCUCAACCCGGAAAAGCGCACAUCUCCAACAGCGGAUGCGUCCUCUUUGCGCGUCCUCACGUGGAACGACGUCUGUCCGCCAGGAGACCAGAUUGUCAAGAUUGCCGAGGCCUCCUCCGCAGAGGUAUACCGCGUCACCAACAAGCGAGGCACGAGCAUCAUCAAGGCCAUUCGACUACCUUCGCCCAUCAAAGCCCUGACCAAGACGCAAGUGGCCUCGGGUCUUGUUGACGAGGAGCCACAUUCAGAGAGCGACGUCAACAACGAGCUGCAAAUCUCCGAGUGGCUGUCUGAUAUUCCGGGGUUCGCCGUGUACAAAGAACGCUACAUUGUCCAGGGCAAGACCACGAGAGAGCUUCUCGAGACGCAUCAGGCAGUGCAGAAGAAGAUGAAGAGGGAAGACCCCGGCAGGGCGCAAUAUUAUCCGUCGCCGAGCCGGUAUUUGGACGAUACCAAGUUUUUGGUGGUGGAACUCGGAGAUGCGGGAAAGUCACUGGAAAACUGGGAGUUGGACAGCGCGGACCAGUUAUGGGACAUUUUUCUAUUGGAGGCGAUAGCAUUGGCAAGGGCUGAAGAAGUUGCCAUGUUUGAGCAUCGGGACCUGCACGAGGGCAAUCUUUGUAUCAAGCAAGCACGUCCUCCCAGGAAGAGGCCUCCUACAGCAGAGGGCUUCUUUGGAUACUCUGGCUUGGAAAUUACAAUCUUGGACUACGGCCUCUCGCGAGCCGAAGACUUGUCAAACGACGAUGCCGCGCCCAUUGUAUACGACCUAGAGAGAGACCUCAGCCUCUUCACCAGCACUUACAAUCCUCAGUGCAAGGUAUACCGGCAGAUGCGAUCCUUCUUGCUUCGAGCGGAGCGGGACUGGCUCCCCCCCGAAGCCCACCACGUUCCCUAUGCCAAGGGCAUCGACGGGCCGCUUUCUUGGGACGUGUAUGCGCCGUACACGAAUGUGCUUUGGCUGGCGUACACCUACGAGUACUUGGUCGACAACUUUCAAGGCGGCAAGAGAGAGCUUGCCAAGUUUACAAAGGAGACGGCAGAGCUGUGGAAGUAUCUGAACCCAGACGCUCCCAAAGAUGUGCCCUCUUUUGGAUGCGCGGCCGAUGUGGCGUGUUUUGCGUUGGAGGCUGGUUGGAUAGGACAAGAAGAGCUUUUGGGGGCAUCGGCUUCCAUCAUCGACCACCACCGCGAGGACAGCAUCAUUGUUGCACAGGCCGAUGUUGAGGCUUCGCCGCGAAGGUCGCGAAGGCGGCGUGGGUCUGGAUCUUGA
This is a messenger RNA of Trichoderma citrinoviride, 1641 nucleotides long. RefSeq lists its product as hypothetical. NCBI's taxonomy places the organism in Eukaryota, Fungi, Ascomycota, Sordariomycetes, Hypocreales, Hypocreaceae. Gene Ontology annotation, molecular function: histone H3T3 kinase activity. The record is from RefSeq and is a predicted model, not a curated record. Gene Ontology annotation, cellular component: nucleus; cytoplasm. Gene Ontology annotation, biological process: intracellular signal transduction; mitotic cell cycle. The transcript is spliced from 2 exons. Bases 1 to 1641 code for a protein of 546 amino acids.